GAGCAAUUGCAAUAGUUAACCGUCACAUCUGUCAAACAUUGCUACCGUAGAUAUUUGGCUCGCAGUGCGUCAGCACAGUAUGAAAAUAUAAACGAACUUUCGAUCGAAGAGCAGAUUUUUUUAUUUUUUUUUACUAAUUUAGCAUUUUUUUUUCAAUAUUUCAUUCACAAUGAGUUUGUUGUCCGAAGUGAUAAAUGUGGUGAAAGAAAGUGAAAUAUCAAAUGCACGCGUGAGUCUGAAGAAAAUCAAUCAGGAGAUACGAAAUUUGCAAAAUGAAUCAAAGGUGUAUUUGGAAGAGAAUUAUGUCGAAUUCAGCGAUGCGGUAAACGAGAACAGCGAAUAUUUAGAUCAAGCGGACGGUUUGUCACGAGAAGUGGAGAAAUUGCUUGACGGCAUUGAUCGUGAUGCAAAAGAUGGAAUAUUGGCGGCUGCCGACGAUGUACAGCGGUACUUGAGAGAGUUGGAAGAAAUUCGAGUCGGUCUACGUGUGAAUCAACGUCUAUUACGUAUCGAAGAUUUGUUCCAAACAUUGGACGAAUUGAAACAGAGACAAUCGUUCGGUGAAAUUCGUGACACCAUCAAUGAGUUGCGCGAUGCAAUCUUCGACGAAGAGGACAAAGAAAUCAUACGUGAACUAUCGUGUUUCCAAAGCAUGAAGCUAAAAUGGCAUGUUGAACAUGAAACACUGCUUGCUACACUACAAUCCCAGUUCAAUUCAUUCGUUCAACUGCAGGAAAAAGUUUUUCAAAACACCAAAUGCGUUACGGUUAAGGUGAGCAGUGAUAAGAUUGCAUUGCAAGACAUUCUUCACAUGCUGUUUGAAACGAAUUUCAAUGCACAACGCUUGUAUACGUUUUUCAUUAAGAACGUUUUCGAGCCUAUCAUCACGCGGCCAGUCAGUUUUGAAGUGAAUAAAUCGGAAUCGAAAGAAGAACGAUCUGGAAUUGAAUACAAUAGCUUUACAUUAUCGUUCAGCACCAAGCCGUACAUUUACGGUGAAUCAACGAAUUUACGGCCACACUAUAAGCAUGUUUUCAAUUAUCUAACGAAAGUGUUGAAUAUUUUGAGUAACAUUAACAUUAAUUUGCCGAAUGAUAAAUGGAUGUUUCAACAAAUGACCGAACGUGUUGGCGAAGAAUUCUAUAAGUUGCUCAUCAAUGAAUGUUUAACAUACGCCAUUCCGGAUACGAUUGAAGGCCUUAGCUCAUCCGAAUUGGCUAAAGAAAUUAAAGAAUUUGAUCAAUUGCUAAAAAAUUAUCAUUUUAUCAGCGAUGAAAACGCGAUAAAACUCACCGAAUUCGCUGAUAAAAUCGAUGUCAUUUUUAAGAAACGUUUUUGUUUGAAUAUUGUCAAGAGUGCCGUAAAUAUAAUGCAAAAAGAUUUACACGAAAUGCAAGUGGUCGAUGAAACCAAAUGGAAUGGCUCAUUUCCACGCUGCAUGGUAUCACGCAAUACGUUCGAGCUCAUUGAUCUGAUGGAAAAGGUGUUGAGAGAAGCAAACGAUUUGUCCGGCAAACAAGUGGAGGAAUACGUGUUGACCGACAUUCAAGAGCGAUUGCAAGCAACGAUACCCAUGAUUUUGGAACAAUAUGCAUCGGAAACCAUUACGGCACAUGGCAAAUUUCUACAAACCAUACCACAGCAAACGGCUUUGUUCCAUAACAACUGCUCGUAUUUGGCUUGGUGGCUCAACAACUGUGGCAAAGAUUCAGAUAGUCCAGAGAUUGCCAUCGAACGGCGUGACAGCAUCGUUUCCAGUCUACAGGAACAAGGUUCGAAACAAUUUGCUCUGCAAAUUGCCAAUCAACGCACGCAGCUAAUGGAAAUUCUUAAAGAAUUUGAUCUAACCGAUUCGAUGGUUGAGCUGGGUCCACAAGCCUACAAAAUCGUGCGUCAAUGUAUGCGACAGUUGGAUCUAUUGAAAAAUGUCUGGCAAACAAUUCUACCGGAGCUGGUGUACAGCAAGAGUCUAGGCACUAUUCUCAACGAUUUGUGUGAUGAAAUCAUACGAAAGGUGGUAGCACGCGAAGAUAUUUCAUCGUCCGUUGCCAAUGGCCUGGUAAACAUCUGUGAAGUGAUUCUCGAAAGAGGACCAACGUUGUUUGCGGAUCCACUUGAUGUGUCGAUCUAUGUAAAGCACUGGGUCAAACUACAGCAGAUCAAGAUGAUUCUGAAUGCAUCAAUGGCACAGAUUGCCGAACAAUGGGCCGAUGGCAAGGGACCACUAACGUUAAAUUUCCGUGCAGAGGAUAUUCGCCAUUUAAUACGUGCCUUAUUCCAAAACACGGAUCGACGUGCUAAUGUCUUGGCCACAAUAGUUUAAUGCGAAUGCAUUGAUCAACAUUCAACCAUUUUCAUCACAUUCAUUUUUUGGGAAACAUUUUUUUUUGUUAUACAAUUUGAAAGCAUCCAAAUCAAAAAGAAUUUGUACUCAAAUAAAAUUUCAUACAAGAAGAAUAAAACGAAACCAUUUAUAUACACA
This is a messenger RNA of Sitodiplosis mosellana (orange wheat blossom midge), 2482 nucleotides long. Its product is annotated as centromere/kinetochore protein zw10-like. Bases 170 to 2323 code for a protein of 717 amino acids. The record is from RefSeq and is a predicted model, not a curated record. NCBI's taxonomy places the organism in Eukaryota, Metazoa, Arthropoda, Insecta, Diptera, Cecidomyiidae. The transcript has 3 exons. Gene Ontology annotation, biological process: endoplasmic reticulum to Golgi vesicle-mediated transport; mitotic spindle assembly checkpoint signaling; mitotic cell cycle. Gene Ontology annotation, cellular component: chromosome, centromeric region; RZZ complex; nucleus.